Tilletiopsis washingtonensis is the source of this 1059-nucleotide messenger RNA. RefSeq lists its product as hypothetical. NCBI's taxonomy places the organism in Eukaryota, Fungi, Basidiomycota, Exobasidiomycetes, Entylomatales. Bases 119 to 832 code for a protein of 237 amino acids. The record is from RefSeq and is a predicted model, not a curated record. The transcript has a single exon.
CCACCACCUCGCUCCCUGCUCCUCAGUCGUGCAACAUGACUUCGCCGCUACAUCAACGCGGAGAUCUUCUUGCUGACGCUUGGCGGACGACUGACCCGCUGCAGCGCGGCACCGGCGCAUGCCUGCGCGUGGUCAGCAAGUUGAGUCCGAGCGCCGCUCCAGAUGCAGCAGCCGUCGGGAAGCGUGCAUGAGCGGCCAAGAGCACCCCAAGGCGCGGCAAGCCGACGGGAAGCAGAAGCGAGGCCGUUGGCUGGCUCAUGUCAUGCUGUCAGCGAGGCCACUCCGUGCCAAGCACCUGCUCUGCUGCCACUCCGCGCCCUCGAGACAGGCAUGCACCGCACGCCGCCAGGUCCGCCUCGACUGCGCUCUCGGCGCGUACCACAGGUUGGCCUCGGCGUCGGUGACGCUAAGCAUUCUCCGCGAAGACCGACGACGCAUCUGCAAUCACUCUCGCUCCCAUGCCAGGAGCGCCCGUCAAGGGCUCGGACAGUCCCGCACCCCACACGUGCGAGCCGGGCCGACUCCUGGCGUUGACGUGCUCUCGCGGACGAGACCGCGAGUCCAGACGGCCACGCAUCCACAGGCGUUGCCUUCAUUGCGCGGCCAGAGCUGGCUUACUCGAGGCUGCUCUGGCUUCUCCGCAGCGCCAAGAUCCGUCUGCAUCGGCGUCGAGAUGAGCAACUGCUUCGAGGCGGGCCCCUCGGAGCCGUCGGAAGCGUGCAGUCCUUCUCCGCAUUCGACCUGUCCACCUAGCCGCGGCAAUCAGGAUGCGCCACGGACAGCAAUCAGAGCGUACGUCGCAGUCCUCUCAGUCCUCCAGGCUCGAUUUUGACUGCACGAGACCGGGGCGGGUCAGAACGCAACUCGCAGCGAGAAGCUGCACCCGCCCGUCUUGUUGUCGCAAGAGCCCCACCGACUUGUCACCGAAAUGCGAAUUGCGCUCGACUCCGCAGCAGGGGUCGGGGAGCGGAGAGUUGCACGCUCGACGGUGCCCUUGUCCUCUCAACGCUGACGCUGCGGCAGCGCAUGUGUUCAUGCGUGGCGUGUGCGGAGUGCAAA